GAUCGUGUCAAAAUGGAACGUGAAUAUAUGGGGAAACUCAACAGUUACUGUCAAAGGAAUAACUUUUCACUGAAAUAUGAUGACUUAAGGAAGUCUGGUCCAUCUCAUGAUCCUGAGUUCACAGUCGUGGUUAAAAUAGACAAUGUGGAAUAUGGUAAAGGUACUGGGAAAAAAAAGAAGGAUGCAAAAGAAAUAGCAGCACAACACACCUGGGAAAUGAUUGAGAAACAGCUGAAGAGUCCUUCAAAUGCGGAAAGUGUGGAAGUAAUGAUGGCACCUCGAGCACCUCUACCGGUUCCAGACUAUGUCAGCCUACUAAAUAUAUUUUCACAAAGGACAUCACAACUAGUUGAUUAUCCUACCAAAAACCAUGCUGGAGAAGCCUGUUCUCCCAGGUUUUCUUGUAGCUGUACAAUUAGUGGCGUAUUGUAUGGAACUGGUGCUGGGCCUAAUCUAAGCACUGCAAAAAGAGCUGCUGCAGAAGAAGCAUAUAAGAAACUGAUAAAAGAAGGCUAUCUAACAAUGGAAACUGAAAAAUCUAAUAGCCAUUCUACAUCUAGUGAACAUAAUAAUUUCUCUCAAGUGUCAAAUCAGCCCGACUCAGAUGGUGUUUUCUUUGAAGACACACUGGCAAAUUUGGUAGAAAAAACGAAAGACCUGGCAAUACGUCCUUCACUUUCUGAGAUGGAUGCACUAAGUUCUUCCCUAAAACCCAGAAGAAAAUUGGCAGCUAACUUUGGUAAUGCAAGAAACAAGGAAGAGAAAAGGAUCUCAGAUGCAGCUAAAAAAUUGCCAGAUUUGGACUCAAAUACCAGUGAGGAGAAUAAAAGUCAAUUCACUGUGAAUGAAAGGUUCCUUAAGAGUUUUGAAAAUAUAGCACCUAUUGGUGAAGGUGGUUUUGGGAUGGUUUUCAAAGCAACAGCAAAGCUUGAUAAGAGAACCUAUGCAGUCAAACGAGUUCUAUUCACAGAUAAAGUAUUGCGUGAAGUAACAACGCUUGCGAAACUUGAGCAUGAAAACAUAGUGCGCUAUUAUGAUAGCUGGGAAGGUAACGACCACGUGACUCAUCCAGUCUCAAGGCAGAAAUCGGACAAAACAAAUACCUAUCUUUUCAUCCAAAUGGAAUUCUGUGAACAGGGGUCAUUGGAAGACUGGAUUGAAGAGAACAGACAAGACCGAAAGUACUAUCAGAUGGCACAAAACAAAUUUUUACAAAUACUGAAAGGAGUGAACUAUAUUCAUUCUGAAGGGUUAAUUCAUAGAGACCUCAAGCCUCAAAAUAUAUUGAUAUCACGUGAAGAUAAAGUAAAAAUUGGUGACUUUGGUCUUGUGACUUCUAUGGAGUAUGGGACUUUCACUGAGAACAGAGGAACAAAAUCAUAUAUGGCACCAGAACAGGUUGGGGACAGAUAUGGAAAGGAAGUAGAUAUUUAUGCACUGGGAUUAAUUUGGUUUGAGAUUCUUUCACCAUUAUUUCGUCAGGAGAAAAUGGAGGUGUGGCCUAAUGUUAAACAAGGUCAACUUCCAGAGAGCUUCACCAAUAGAUUUCCAGUAGAGGCACCCAUAAUCAAAAAGAUGCUUUCAAAAAACCCUCAAGGAAGAUACUCUGCAUCUGAAAUACUGCAUUUUUUAAAGUCUGAUAAGUACAAUUCACCUAAAACUCACACUCAGUAAAUGCCCUUUGAAAAGGCUUUCAGACUGUGCUUAAAUCCAGAAUU
Molecule: messenger RNA, 1718 nt
Organism: Dryobates pubescens (Downy woodpecker)
Lineage: Eukaryota; Metazoa; Chordata; Aves; Piciformes; Picidae
Gene: EIF2AK2
Product: eukaryotic translation initiation factor 2 alpha kinase 2
Exons: 15
Coding region: 13-1674 (553 amino acids)
Biological process (GO): protein phosphorylation
Molecular function (GO): protein kinase activity; ATP binding
Source: RefSeq, a predicted model, not a curated record